UAAACUUACCGUGAUAUCAGUUUUGAUAUAUCGGUGGUAUACACUACGAAUUCGUGACAGAUCACCAAGACGGCAGUAUAUAAAAGGCCACAGCUGAUGACAUCACAUUUGUCAGUUCCCUUCUCGCCGACUUGGAGACCUGAUCCUACCAGGUUUACAUUUUGAUCAGACAGCUCGAUCAUGGCCACGCCGGGAGACCUCGUCCUACCACCGGGGGAAGGGCUAACUCUGCCAUUAUUUACCACAGCUGCCUUAUCUGCCGUGUUGAGCUUCGGCUUUGGAGUUAUUCUGUUGAGUUUAUCCGAUAUCAACGAAGGGCCGCGAGGGCCAAUAGGAACUUUGGGAAUCACCGGUUCUACUGGAGUUGCACCAACAGGAUUAACUGGUCCAACUGGUACAGCUAAUACAGUAACUGGUUUUACUGGAAUGACCGGGCAAACUGGAGCAACAGGACCAGGUAUAACCGGUGCAACUGGUGUAGCGAAUACAGUAUCUGGUGUAACUGGACCUACAGGAUAUAAUGGAGAUGUAGGACCAACAAUUACCGGCGCAUCUGGCACAACUGGUGCUACCGGUGCAAUCGGCGCAACUGGUGUUGCAGCCUCGGGAUAAGAGUGCGAAAAAAUACCUUGUCUGAGGUAUAUGGACGAAUUGAACGUCUUUAAAUAAAGGAUUUGUUUGCA
Pecten maximus is the source of this 683-nucleotide messenger RNA. RefSeq names its product collagen alpha-2(I) chain-like. The coding region runs from base 181 to 612 and encodes 143 amino acids. The transcript has 3 exons. The record is from RefSeq and is a predicted model, not a curated record. Lineage: Eukaryota; Metazoa; Mollusca; Bivalvia; Pectinida; Pectinidae.